Pezoporus flaviventris is the source of this 3018-nucleotide messenger RNA. It is a transcript of the gene LSM14B, whose product is annotated as LSM family member 14B. Gene Ontology annotation, molecular function: mRNA binding. NCBI's taxonomy places the organism in Eukaryota, Metazoa, Chordata, Aves, Psittaciformes, Psittacidae. Bases 79 to 1353 code for a protein of 424 amino acids. The transcript is spliced from 9 exons. The record is from RefSeq and is a predicted model, not a curated record.
CUGCGCUCGGUGCGCGGCGGUUCCGCGCGGCCUCCUCCUGCCUCAGGCACAGCCCCUCGGCCCGGCCGCGCCGCCGCCAUGAGCUCGGGGACGCCGUACAUCGGCAGCAAGAUCAGCCUGAUCUCCAAGGCGCAGAUCCGCUAUGAGGGCAUCCUCUACACCAUCGACACCGAGAACUCCACCGUGGCGCUGGCCAAGGUGCGAUCCUUCGGUACUGAAGACCGGCCCACAGACAGACCUGCUCCUCCCAGAGAAGAAAUCUAUGAAUACAUCAUUUUUCGGGGCAGUGACAUCAAAGACAUCACUGUCUGUGAACCUCCAAAAGCUCAGCAUACUCUGCCACAAGAUCCUGCCAUUGUUCAAUCUUCACUGGGCUCUGCCUCUACAUCAUCCUUUCAGCCACAUGUGCCUUACAGCCCGUUUAGAGGUAUGCCACCUUACAGCCAGCUUGCAGCCAGCUCUUUACUUAGCCAGCAGUAUGCAGCUUCAUUAGGUUUAGAGAAAUUGGUAAGCCCUCCAGCAUCAGCAGCUGCUUCCAGUCCUAGUUCUUCUCCGUCUCCACAACCUGUCUCAGAGCCUGACAUGUCUUCAGAGCCCCAUCAGCUCUCUUCCAAGGGUGCUGGUUUUCCUUCUGUUCACCCGGUCCGCAAAAGCCCCAUGGUGGAACAGGCUGUCCAGACCGGGCCGGUGGACAACAUGAAUUCACAAAAGCCACCCCCAGUGAAAGUCAACCCCGGGGUUCAGCGCAACGGGAGGCAGGUUCCCCAGGGCAGCACUAAGGCAAAUGAUACAGUUCAGGCAGCACCUGUGCAAACUCAAGGGCAGGUGAAUGAUGAGAACAGAAGACCUCAAAGGAGAAGAUCGGGAAACAGGAGAACCAGAAACCGUUCUAGAGGCCAAAACAGACCAACUACUGUGAAGGAAAAUACAAUAAAGUUUGAAGGUGACUUUGACUUUGAAAGUGCAAAUGCACAAUUCAACCGAGAGGAACUUGAUAAAGAAUUCAAGAAGAAACUGAACUUUAAAGAUGACAAAGCAGAGACGGGGGAAGAAAAAGGGGACCCUGGAGUGGCAACUCAAAACAAUGAUGGCAGUGCAGAGGAGGACCUUCUGGGGCCCAACUGCUACUAUGAUAAAUCCAAGUCUUUCUUUGACAACAUUUCCUCAGAGCUGAAGUCUAGUUCCAGGCGCACCACGUGGGCUGAGGAGAGGAAGCUCAACACGGAGACGUUCGGAGUGUCCGGCCGCUUCCUCCGUGGCCGCAGCUUUCGCGGUGGCUUUCGAGGUGGAAGGGGCAGCGGCGCGGCGAGGCGGAACCAACCCACUCACAGAGCUGGUACUGGCAGAGUGUAACUCGAGGCAAGUUCUUUACUGAGAUCAAAACCGAGCCAGGUUUGUCUCUUGUUCCUUGUUUGAGCUCUCUGUGCAACCUCUUUUGCUCUCCAGCCUCCCAGAGGCACCAAGAGUUGUUCCUUAUUGUGUCCGAUUGAUUCUUCUAAGUGGUAGAAGGCAAUAGGAGUGGUUUCAGUGUGGUGUUUCACGUGUUGAAUGUGCUGUUUGUUUCUUGGACUGGCUUUUGGUCUGGGGAAGCAAGAGCUGCUUUGUUGGAGCAGAGGCUUUGCAGCCAAGCGUUUCAGUUGAAACACCGGAGUGAACUUUGCUGUCUCCCGGGAGCAGAUCCCCAUGGCGUCAAAUCUAAUCCUGCUUUUUUUCCUGAAUAGGUCCUAACAUCUCCCCUGAGAGGAUGGAAGUGUAUAUAGAAAUAAACCACCCAACUGCUGCACUAAUGUGGGAAAAUGGUUCAUAUUGUUUGCUGUCUCAGCUCAAGUGACAGAACUUCAUGUACUACUGCUUAUAUUCUGGACUUAUUUUGGACCAGCAACUGUCAGCUGGAAUAUUCUUUGGAAGAGGGAAUGUGUUCAGGGGUACCUUCUUCAGGGUGUCUUUUUUUUGUGUAUGAUUUUUUAAGUGCAGAUUAACUUUCAUGUUCUUCUUUCUGGGUCUCUCAAAGGCUGCUGUAGUCUAAGCUGAAAGUCAGACUCCUUUUCUGAACCCUGAAGAAAUCAUGCUGUUUUAACAUGGAACCAAAGCUCACUUGAAAUAAACCAGCUCUAAUUUCUUUGUUCUGAGUAACCAAAUGGAUUUUGGUGCUGCUGGUUUCAGCAGUAGGUGUGAAGCAGCACUCGGUAUCUGGAAGGAUGGAUUCCUGGUGCUGAGGAGUUGUGUAUAUUGUCACUUGGGAAUACUGGAUUGUUGAUCAUGUAGUAGUGUAAAAGACUGUACAACUGUUUGGCUGGUACUAGUGUGGAGGUACUACAGGUUUACACAGAGCCAUGGCUCUCCCUUGAGCUCAAGGGCACCGUGUGCUCCUCAAACUCGGAGCUCCUUGCAGGGUCGGGGCAGUGCAGGGAGCAGUGCGUUGUGUCCUGGUGGGACUCAUCUCUCCUGUGCUCAGCACAAGGAGGCUUUGGCAGUGUCUGACUGUCUGGGAUGGAAUCCGCAGCUCCGACUUCUUGCUUCAGUUUGUACCUUGCUCCUGGGUAGUACCAAAUGCAAACAGUUCUCUGUACACUCAUAGGCUGUGGUGGAACACUAUGGAAUGUCUUCAUUAAACUGGGGAUGGGAGUCCAUCUCCUGAAGCUUAACCGAUGGGCAUGUUUAAGUUGUUUCCUCUGUAUCCCCCAUACUGUAAAUAGUUUAGUUGGGUUUUUUCUCUUUUGUUUUUAGCAAGCUGUAUGUGGGGAGGGGGCCGGGAGGGGGGAGCCUUUGUUUGCAUGAAUAAGUGGGUUAAAUUGCUGUAGGCAUGCGUCCCUUUUCAGUUGGUAGGGAAUUCUGUUGGGAAAGCACCUUGACGACUGAACCCCUUACAGAGCUAGAGUUUUAGUUACGCGCUGACCUAGGUUACUGUCAAAGCUUGGAUUUAUUUUUGUAGGACUUUAUUGCUAAGACUUAGACCAUAGCAGUGGGGAUGCUCUUUGGAGUAAUGUAAAUUGUAAUUAUAAUAAACAUGUAAAUGUU